GAAGAAGAAGCAGCAGCAGCGCUUAGUAAACACAAGGCAAAUGUGCCGGGGGAUUUAUAUACUUUAAUGUUUUUUCCGCAUUAUUUUUGGACUCUUUUGGAUUUCCACGAUGUCUCAUCCUGGCUCCGCCUCUACGACAUCACCUGGUAUAGAGCGCCCUCGUGUGGCAGGUCAGAGUAGUGCAGACGUGGAUGAUGAUUCACUCGUAAACGCCAAACAUGUGAGUAGUAACCGCGCCGAUGGCGAGAAGGAGCGAGUGUUAAAGGAGGUCGGACUCACCAGCAGCACUUUCAUCGGUCCGGUAUUUCCUCCACGAGCCGGCGCAGUCAAGUCUGACAUCGAGGACUCGCUGAGCGAGUUUUACAAAGAGCUGGAGCAGAUUGAUACGCCAGACGGUGCUAACGUGAACUCAGGGACACAACCCACUCCCACCAGCCAGCACACUCAGGACAUAAGCCAGGAGAAGUUUAAUUACGCAAGCAAAUCUGCAGAAAUGGACAAGUCCUGGACUAGCAAUGGCGGGAGGCACCCAUCAUGGCCACACUGGUACCAAAAUGGACCGUACCAACCCAGGAGACCAAGGCCAGGCGUGGACCAGGCAUCUGUUUCCUCUCACAACCAGAGGCAUUAUCCACAACCACCUAACAGACAGCCAAACCCAAGAUUACACCCACCACCGUUCCACCCCCACUACCCACCUCCACCUACAUUCCCACAACCACAACAUGUGAAUCCGAACAGGAGCAGCCCAGGAGUGACAAACCACUAUCAAGAGCAGUCUCAUUUCCAAAGACCUCCAAGGUGUCUACCUCCAAAUGUGUCCAGACCUCACACUCAGGGCUAUCACGGAGAAGACCAUCCGCAAAACUUUGACAGGCACGAAUGGGGUCGUAGCCACGGCGCGUUCUCUGAUCACGGAAAUACGGGACAGUAUCAGUUUGACGAGGAUUAUAACGGUUGUGAGAGAUUUGGUUCAGGGAAUGAACUCUGGGAGCAACAGCGUCACUGCAGACCUCCUGAAAUCACUCACAGCUCCUCCCUGGUCCUGAUCCUCAUGAGGGGUUUACCAGGAUCCGGCAAAUCAACACUGGCCAGGGAGCUGCUCUCCACUGGUCCCUGUGGCCUCAUACUCAGCACCGAUGACUACUUUGGCCUCGAGGACGGUUACAGAUAUGACCCGGGUCUCCUCGGAGCGGCACACGAGUGGAACCAGAGCCGAGCUAAAGAUGCCAUGAACGAUCAUCGCUCUCCAGUUAUUAUAGAUAAUACAAACAUCCAGGCCUGGGAAAUGAAGCCAUAUGUCCAAAUGGCUUUAGAGAAAGGAUACAGAGUGGAUUUUUGUGAACCUGACACCAGCUGGAAGUUGGAUCCUUUUGAGCUUGAGAAGCGGAACAAACACGGCGUUCGCCACGACAAGAUCGCGCUGAUGUCGGAGCGCUUCUCGUUUCCCGUGUCCAUCGACAUCGUCCUGAGUUCGCAGGAGCCGCGUCGCGUCGUUCAGAGACAGCGACCUGAGCAGCAGGAGGCGGCGGAGGCGACGAUGAUGAGGAGGAGGAACAGACCUCUUCAUUAGUUGUAAGUUAAAGGUCCAGAGUGUAAAGUGUGACCGGCUCGUGCUUUUACGUACCGCGGCGCUCCGUGUUUGUGCUCUAACCAAAGCGAGAACGUUCCAUUCCAGUCGCUGCGAUUUCACCUCCUGUUUCCGUUCCGUUACUGUUUGUUCCCUCUUUUGACUAAAACAAGCGUGCGCCACCGGAGUCUGGAUUAUUCCCAGGUCACGGGUGCAAAAACAAAAGUAAAAUCCCCAAAAA
Solea senegalensis (Senegalese sole) is the source of this 1811-nucleotide messenger RNA. It is a transcript of the gene n4bp2l2, whose product is annotated as NEDD4 binding protein 2-like 2. The record is from RefSeq and is a predicted model, not a curated record. Bases 110 to 1573 code for a protein of 487 amino acids. NCBI's taxonomy places the organism in Eukaryota, Metazoa, Chordata, Actinopteri, Pleuronectiformes, Soleidae. Gene Ontology annotation, biological process: negative regulation of transcription by RNA polymerase II. The transcript is spliced from 6 exons. Gene Ontology annotation, molecular function: transcription corepressor activity. Gene Ontology annotation, cellular component: nucleus.